AUGCGUUCCAAAUCUGAAGUAUAAUACUAUAAAAUGAAAAAUGAGAAAAGUAAUGGAAAUGUGACUAUUGAUUCGGAUGGGAAUGAUAGAUAACAGAAGUUUAUAGAUGAUGUCGAAAACUUAGCUAAAGGACUUACCCUUCAGCAAGCUUAUGAGAAGAUAGGAGGAUUUACCUAUUUUCACUACUGGGCCUCAUCGCUUUUUGUAUGGGGAUUUUCAACUGGAGGUCUCUUGUUUUACGCUCUAUCAAUGUUAGAAAAAACUCCAAGAUAUUUGUGCUAUUAUGAUGAUGGAACAACCUACGAGUGUGAAGCUGACAAGACAUUUUGCAAAGACCCUUCUAUCAAGUACAAAAUUGACUGGAAUUACGACUCUAGUCUCCAUAACUGGGUAGAAACUCUAGAUCUCACUUGUGAAAGUUCAGCUAAAAUAGGUCUGAUUGGUUCCAUUUACUUUGCAGGGUGGGCAGUUGCAGCUGUGUUCUUACCUAGACUGAGUGAUAUAUUUGGAAGAAAGUGGGUUUACUUCUACUCAAUGCUAUUUCAUGGACUUAUGUACUUGGGAGUAAUUUUAUCACAUAACUUGAACUUAACUAUUGUGUUUAUGGGAUUCUUUGGAUUCUGUUCCCUUGGACGAGCUUCAGUUGGAUAUCUCUAUAUGCAAGAACUUACACCAAUCAAGCAAUAAACUAUCAUUGGAACUAUUCUCUAGAUCAUGAAUGGACUAGUAACAGUACUUAUAGCUCUCUAUUUCUUGUAUGUUUCUAAGCACUGGGAGGGAUUUUAGAUAUUUGGGUGCGCUACAAAUUUCCUAAUCGUAGUUUCAAUAAUAUUCUUACCUGAGUCACCGAAGUACCUAAUUAGUAAAAAGCGCUAUGAAGAUGCUAGGAAUUCACUGAGGAUUAUCGCUAGAUUCAAUAGACAUCAAGGAGAGGUAAAUUUUAAAUUUGAUAGAGAAGUCCUUGAUGAGCUCUCAAGUUCUAAAGUAAACUAAACUUACUCAGUUGAUGCUUCUCUUGAUAAACAAGGAAAGCUUGCAUAAAACACUGAAGAUGCAAUUAAAAAUACCUAGGUCGGAUGUAAUCAAAUGCAAAGCUAUUCGACCAAAGAUGACUAAGUAGAACCACUUAUACUUAAAGUUGAGGAGAUUAAAGAGGAAUAGUAACUGAAUGGGUCUUUAAAGGAUCUGAUUAAGAUUAGAAGGCAUAUGAUAAACUUGAUCAUUAUGGUUACUAUCUGGAUUGGCUCUUCAUUCAAUUACUAUUUAAUCAAUUUCCAGCUUAAGUAUAUAAAGGGUGACUUCUUUGUCAAUACAAUUACAGCAUCCUUGACUGAAGUACCUGCUUACAUCCUUAGUGGUAUUUUGUAUCAAAAGCUUGGUAUAAGAAUAGUACUUGUAUCUUGCUUUAUAAUAUCACUUGUAGGAGGAAUAUUCCUUCUAAUAUUCUCUAAUUAUACCGAUGUCAUUCCGGUAUUCAUUCUUCUUGCUAGAUUUGGAGUGAGCGCUACUUUUAGUAUUUGCUAUCUCGCGAAUGCCACUAUAUUUCCUACUAUUUUCGCUGGAACUGCUUUUGGAAUAUGCAAUAUAUUUGCUAAGAUGGCUACAAUUAUCUCUCCAAUGCUGGCUGAGGUAGAUCCUCCUGUUCCAAUGACAGUAUUUUGCAUUGUUUCAGGAAGCGCAGCAGUUUUAUCGUUAUUCAUUCAAACUACUCCUAAGAAAGUAGAAAAACCUAAAGAUAAUGAAAGUGGUAAAAUAGAAAGCGAUUGCAAGACUGUUGAAUGA
Stylonychia lemnae is the source of this 1782-nucleotide messenger RNA. Lineage: Eukaryota; Ciliophora; Spirotrichea; Sporadotrichida; Oxytrichidae. The record is from the annotation of a GenBank genome assembly.